CUCAACGGCCUCGGCCGUUAGUUACGUUAUGCCAUCCAAAGUUUUCCUAUGAAAUUAGUCGAAUUUGUGGAACUGACGUUCUACAUUUGGCUUUUUUCGUCUACAACCAGACCAACACGUGAAUCAACCGGUGAAGACUUGAGGAUAUUUAUCGCGCCACGUGUUUUCUCUUUGGCCUUACACCUUUUCGUGCCGCAUUGCCGUCGUCAAGGAGGUACUCAAAUGCUGAUUUUUUGGAUUACCACGGUGCAAAAUGAAGAGAGUUAUUCUCUUCGUGAACGGCACGACGGUCAACGGCAAGGCUUUCAUGGUAACGUAUUCUUUGGAGGAAUUGUUGAAAGAAGCUAGCAUGAAAUUCAAAAUUCAAGCCAAACGACUCUUUACUCCACAAGGAGGUGAAAUCGAUGAUUGUAAUCUUAUAAGAGAUGAUGACCUGCUGUAUGUAUCUUGUGGUGAAGAUUUUGCUUGGAGUAGUGUAGAUCUACCUAAACGCAAUGAAAACUCAGAUUGGAUAACUUUGAAUGUUGGGGGACAGUGUUUUUCUACUACGAGAAGCACAUUGAUUAAUAAGGAGCCUACGAGCAUGCUGGCUAGAAUGUUUGCUGGAAACGAUCAAAAUGAAUUUAGAAUAGAACCAAGUAAAAAGGACAAAACUGGAGCUUAUUUGAUUGAUAGAAGUCCCGCAUAUUUUGAACCAAUACUAAAUUAUUUACGACAUGGACAACUUAUAAUCGAUCCAUCUCAGAAUCCAGAAGGUGUACUACAAGAAGCCAGGUUUUAUGGGAUUGAAGGAGCAAUUGAAAUUUUGGAACAAACAGCUAGAAAAGAACAUGAUAAAAAACACACAUCUCCGUUAACAAGAACUGACAUUUUAAAAUCCAUAAUGCAGACACCUACGAGUGCUGAAUUGCGAUUUCAAGGCGUAAAUUUGGCAGGUGCAGAUAUUUCGCGCCUGGACUUACGAAACAUUAAUUUUAAGUAUGCAAACUUGCAUGGAUGCGACUUGAGCGGCGCUAACUUGACGGGCUGCUGUCUUGAGCGAGCCGACUUGUCGUCAGCAAAUCUGGAGGGCGCGCAUCUGGUAUGCGUCAAGAUGCUCUGCGCUAAUCUUGAAGGUGCCAAUCUUCAUGCUUGUAAUUUUGAAGAUCCCGGUGGUUUGUCGGCCAAUAUGGAAGGAGUUAAUCUCAAAAACGCAAAUCUUGAGGGCAGCAACAUGGCCGGCGUUAAUUUGCGCGUAGCUACUUUGAAAAAUGCUGUGCUCAAGAAUUGUGAUCUUAGGGGUGCUAUACUCGCCGGUGCAGAUUUAGAGUGUUGCAACCUAUCAGGUUCAGAUCUCCAUGAAGCAAACCUACGGGGAGCCAAUUUAAAGAACGCAACUUUCGAGUUGAUGCUAACGCCACUACACAUGUCACAGACAAUCAGGUAAUGUAAGGAAAAAAAAUUGGAAGAAUCCAAGCUUGAUUGAAAGCCUAUUUUAUAUAGACUUUUGUAAACGCUGAACUUUUCAAUUAAGGUCAUCGUACCCUCUAUA
Messenger RNA from Copidosoma floridanum, 1531 nucleotides. Its product is annotated as BTB/POZ domain-containing protein KCTD9. Gene Ontology annotation, biological process: protein homooligomerization; intracellular signal transduction. The record is from RefSeq and is a predicted model, not a curated record. Gene Ontology annotation, molecular function: protein binding. NCBI's taxonomy places the organism in Eukaryota, Metazoa, Arthropoda, Insecta, Hymenoptera, Encyrtidae.